Molecule: messenger RNA, 2538 nt
Organism: Nothobranchius furzeri (turquoise killifish)
Lineage: Eukaryota; Metazoa; Chordata; Actinopteri; Cyprinodontiformes; Nothobranchiidae
Gene: nobox
Product: NOBOX oogenesis homeobox
Biological process (GO): regulation of transcription by RNA polymerase II
Molecular function (GO): DNA-binding transcription factor activity, RNA polymerase II-specific; RNA polymerase II cis-regulatory region sequence-specific DNA binding
Source: RefSeq, a predicted model, not a curated record
UAUUCCGGUCGGGACCGCUCCUGAAGGCCUAAUCAAUCAAUCAGCCUCAUUAACCUGCUGGUCCGGACUCGCUCGCUUCGUGACCUGUGGCCUAAUUGAUUGUUAACUCGGCUUUAUUGGUUUGGCGUUUGCUAUGGAUGAAGACCGUGAUGUACCCGAAGACUUUGGCUGUCCGAGCCUGUUGUGUGAAGAGCUGGAAGAUUUGGAAACAAAGAACAGCAAAGAGACGACCAGGAGAGACGAGGAAGUGUCUGAUCAGGGGGAUAAUGAAGAGACAAGAGAGGAGGCGGUGCACGGAGAUACGAAGGAAGAGGAGAAAAAAGCUAUUCAAGUUGCUUUAUCAGAGAUGGAGCUGACUGUGAUGGAGGAGCGAUUGGAGGAGUCGCAGGAUGUGCAGCAGAUAGAGGGGACAGAGGAGGAAACGAACGCCAAUAAACAAAAGGCUAAAGUAGCAAAAGGUUCAGCAAAGAAAAGCGAGCAGAAGAAGAGCAGGAAGAGACGAGGGAAGAAGCAGAGCGACCAGGUGAGGAGCAGGCGAGCAGUGAAGGACACCUCUGCUAAGCUGGAGGAGGAGAAGGAAAGUCAGGUCCAGGAGAUGCCAGCGAUGAGCCCUGAGGAGAACUUGGCUCUGCUGGAGCCCUCCGUCAGCCUGUUGAGCAACUGCGACUUGUCUGACUCGGUCUACCUGGGCUUGGAGGGGACGGGGGUGUUUUGUCCACCGGUUCCAGUUCCCCUGCUGUACUCACAGCCUCCGGUCCAGAUCCAGCCUGAACCUCCUCAGUCCCACGGGACAAAACGAGCUCACAGUCCCCCGCAGUGUCACAGCCUCCCCCCGCAGACCUCACAGACUCUGGAGGUGGAGAUAACUCCGGUCUACUCCACUCGGCGCUCCGUCCGGCACAACAACAACAGAGGUCGGAGUCGGGCCCGGAGCAUUCCUCCCCUCCCAGAGUUGGAAAACUUGGACGGCUGCCCGCUGCCUCCGGCGCCGAAGAAAACACGGACCCUCUACAGCGCAGAUCAGCUAGCGCAUUUAGAGGCACUGUUCCAGGAGGAUCACUAUCCCGAUGCAGAGAAGAGGAAAGUCAUCGCCGCAGCCGUCGGUGUCACCCCUCAGAGGAUCAUGGUGUGGUUUCAGAACCGCAGAGCAAAGUGGAGGAAAGCGCGCUCCGUCACAGGAAAGGCCGAGCCUUCGCAGAGCAGCAUCAAUCCUAAUCACAAUAUCAAUCCCAGCAUGACCGUGUUGGCAGCCAACAGGAAGGAAGUUCCUGUUUUUUCCAGUCACUUUGCUGCUGCUCUACCUCAGCUAGCCCCGACGGCCCCGUUCCCCACCCAGACCCCGCCCUCCCUCAGCAGCCUCCUGGACAGCCUCAACAGCCCAGAUCAGUGCAGAGGGAGAGAUGUGGGUCAGCACCAGCCCUCUGCUCAGGGGGGGUUACCAGAGUACCAUCCUCGUCCCAUGCGCAGCCCCCCUCCUCUGCGACGAGCCAGCCUCCCACUUUUCACCUCCUCGUACAACACGGUCGGCACCAACCUACCUCUCCUCAACACCACAGGCCACACCCCGCCUCUCUUCCUAGAUGCUCUGGAGGGCGGCUCCUCCUCGGGCCACUGUGACACCCAGACUUUGCAGACUGACACCAGUUCCCUUUUUGACUUUGCUGAGAAGCUCAGCUACCCGACCUCCAGCCAGCAGAGCAGCUCUUUGUACCAGGGCCAGAGCUCGUACCCGACCAGGCAGCAGCAGCAGCAGCCUCAGACCUCUGUGCCCCACAUGGCCUACCUCACCCUGUCCCCCUACCUCACACCUAACCCUCCUGACUCCAAUCCCACCUCCUACCUGACCUUUGGCCCUGGAGGAAACUCCAGCGGGGUGGUGACCUACUCCACUAUGGGUCACUCCUAUUUACCGCCUCAGAACUCGGGACAAAUCCUGCUGCAGCCAGCUGCUCACAACAGUGGGAUAACGGCAUUCCCAUCAUAUCCAUGGAAUAACCUGUACAACCAGCCAGCCACACUCCAGCGAGCUCAGCAUCCCUCUGCCUACCCUCCCAGUAUGGGAUCGGCUCCUGACCACCAGAUUCCCACCACCUCCGGCCUGCCUCAGCAUUCCUUCUUCCCGCUGGUGGAUCAUGGGUCGAGCUUCCAGCAUUCCUCAUGCACUCAGACCCAAACAGACAACGCCGCCCUCCAACCUGUGUCCUCCCUACGGCUUCCUCAUCUCAGAGGAGAGAUUACCCCCAACAAGGCUUCUUCAUCGCUGCUCUCCUCUCAGGUUAGCUCUCCGUCUCCAGAAAGCCCCAUAGCGCCAUCUUGUGUUAAAAUGGAUUCUGACAGCCCGAGAGAGAUUCAUAGCCACUUCCACUGUGAUUUCUCCCCCAUACACUUUUGAGUUUAAGUUAUUGUGUGUGCGUGUGUGUGUGUGAGAAAGUUGCUGCUUGUGUUAACAGAAUGUUUACAGUGGAAGUGUUACCACAACAAGGCUUUGUUGGGCUGGGUGGAGCUCCCCUCUAAUAAAACGUUCAUCGCUCUGUUAAA